AUGCUUCAGGUCAGGCAAUACAAGGCCAAGGAUUGUGCGCACCGUCAGGAUGGCGUUUGCUGGGACAAAUGUUCGAUUAGUUUGUCCCAGCCGGAUAUAACGCAAAAACUGACGGAGCGCAUAGACGACCUGAAGCAAAGAAUCGCUACUUGGGGAAAGCGGAUUCGGCGAUAUACCGAGAGGUCGACACGGUUCAACCAGAAUCGUCUCUUCCAGAGUGAUCAGAAGAGGCUCUAUAAAUCAUUGGAGCGACCAAUAGUAAGUGGAACGGGCCCAGCACCAAAUCAGGCCGACACGGUCGCAUUCUGGCGCAGCCUGUGGUCAGAGCCCGUAAACCACAACGAGGGCCCUUGGACGGAAGUUGUGGCGAGUCAGUGUGCGAGUAUUACGCCCAUGGACCCCGUCAUCAUAACGCCGGAUGACGUAGCUGAGGCGGUCCGUAGGGCCCUGAACUGGAAAAGUCCGGGGCUUGACGGGCGGUAUCACUACUGGCUGAAGGGGUUCAAGAUGUGA
Parnassius apollo (apollo) is the source of this 513-nucleotide messenger RNA. The record is from the annotation of a GenBank genome assembly. NCBI's taxonomy places the organism in Eukaryota, Metazoa, Arthropoda, Insecta, Lepidoptera, Papilionidae.